Messenger RNA from Salvia miltiorrhiza (redroot sage), 2635 nucleotides. RefSeq names its product receptor-like serine/threonine-protein kinase At4g25390. The record is from RefSeq and is a predicted model, not a curated record. Gene Ontology annotation, molecular function: ATP binding; protein kinase activity. NCBI's taxonomy places the organism in Eukaryota, Viridiplantae, Streptophyta, Magnoliopsida, Lamiales, Lamiaceae. The transcript has a single exon. Gene Ontology annotation, biological process: protein phosphorylation. Bases 241 to 2397 code for a protein of 718 amino acids.
UUAUAAGAAAAAAAUUAGUAAAAAAAUUGAUCAUUAUAUUUAUACAUUAAUGCAUGACAUUAGAGAUAAUACUAAAAGUGUUGAAUAAAUCCAACGGCCAGAAGCGUAUGUACAAGUGUUGGAGCAAAAAGGGGGAAGGAAAAGCUUCACAGUGAAGCAGAAAUAUAGAUACAAUUAAGGUGUCUCUAUCUGUAUUCUCUCAAUCAACUGCUCCAUUUUUGCUGCCCUCAUCACUCUGUUAUGAGUUGUACUAACUCCCCCGACACCGCCAAAAUUACCAUCAUGCCCUCCCGCCGCCUCCUCUCUCCUCCGGCGCCGGCCCACCACCCGACCAACCACAUCCUGCCGCCCCUCGCCGGCGGAUUGACGGCGGCUUUUUCGUGCCUCCUCCUCCUGGUCCUCUGCUUCCGCAGAAUCAGCAAGAAACGCACCGCCCCUUCCGCCUCCGACACCGACUCCAAGAAACCCCCUCUGCGCCUCUCCUACUCCCUCCUCCGCCGCGCCACUUCCAAUUUCUCCCCCUCCCUCCGCCUGGGCCAGGGCGGCUUCGGCUCCGUCUACCGCGCCGAGUUCAAGCCGGGCUACCACUUCGUUAAAGAUUCGGGAUUUACUCUAUCCCAUGGCGCUGUCAAGCUCAUGGAUUCGGGGUCUUUGCAAGGUGAGCGUGAGUUUCAGAAUGAAUUGCUUUUUUCUUCCAAGAUCGACUGUAAAUAUGUUGUUUCCGUUGUGGGUUUCUCCUCGAGCCCCAAGAAACGUCGGAUGCUUUUAGUUUAUGAGCUUAUGGAGAGCGGUAGCUUGCAAGAUUGUCUUUUUCAUAAGAAGAGUGAGGAGUUGAAAAAUUGGGAUAAGAGGUUUAUGAUUGCUCUUAAUAUAGCGAAGGGGUUAGAGUAUCUCCACCAUUAUUGCGAUCCGCCGAUCAUUCAUGGCGAUAUUAAGCCCAGUAAUAUUCUGUUAGAUGCUAGUUUUAAUGCCAGGAUUGGUGAUUUUGGGUUAGCGAGGUUCAAGGCCGAGGAUAAUGUUAUUGUGGAAGGUGAGGUGAAGAAGGAGGGCAAUUUGGGGAAUGGGCUGGAUGAUAAUGGAUCCAUGGUGGAGGAGACGGAGAGUGUGAUCACCACAAGUGGGUUCGAGGAAGGUAAUAAUCUGCAUAAUCUGGCUGGUGUUGAUAGCACACCUGAAAGUGUGAUUGUUAGAGUUGAGGCCUCGCCUGAGGCAGUUUCGGUGGUGGAGAUGUCACCGGAGAUGGAAGCAGCUCCUGUGGUUUCUCCUAGGACAGUAGCUGCAAUGGCUUCACCUUCUGAUGGAUUGGAAAAGACUAGUGUCUCCGAGGGGAACUUUGAUAGGUUUAGCGCUGACAGCGGGUGUGAAAGGAGUGGGUGGAAGAAGAAGAAAAAGAAGAGCGUUUCAGGGAAAGAUUGGUGGUGGAAGCAAGAUACGGGAGCGGACGGGGAGUCGGGCAAGGUUAAGGAUUAUGUGAUGGAGUGGAUAGGGAAUGAGAUCAAGAAGGAGAGGCCGAAAAGUGACUGGAUUGGGGCAUCAUCGAGUUCUAGGGUUGUGGGGAAGAUGGAAAAGAAGAAGAAGAAACGAAGGCAGUUAGACUGGUGGGUCUCGUUGGAUGAUGAAAAGAAUGUGAAGAAAGAAAGGAGAAGGCCUGCGAGGGAGUGGUGGAAGGAGGAGUACUGUGAAGAGUUGGAGAGGAAGAAAAAGAAGAAGAAGAAGAAACAAGCUCAAGGGUCCAUGAGUGAUGAUUGUUAUAACGAAAAUUGGUGGCCGAGGGAUGAUGAGCUGUAUGCUGAUGGAAAGAAGAAAAGGAGCCGGAGCAGGAGUAGAAGCAGGGGUGGUAGUAGGGGAAGCAUGGACUGGUGGUUGGAUGGUAUCAGCGGUGAGCUUUGGAAAGCGAGGAAGAAUAGCUACGACUCUGUUAGUGGGGAGAUACCCAAGAGUGGUGGUGUUAGUAGCACACCAAGUAUGAGAGGAACUGUAUGCUACAUUGCACCAGAGUAUGGCGGUGGUGCUGAUGUAUCUGAGAAGUGUGACGUCUAUAGUUUUGGGGUUCUGUUAUUAGUUCUGAUCGCUGGACGUAGACCACUUCAGGUGACAGGGUCCCCAAUGUCGGAGUUCCAGAGAGCCAAUCUGCUGUCAUGGGCACGGCAUCUUGCUCGUGCUGGGAAGCUUCUUGAUUUGGUUGAUAAGAAUAUUCAGUCUUUUAAUAAAGAGCAAGCCUUGCUAUGCAUCACAGUGGCGCUUCUGUGCCUGCAGAAAUCACCUACCCGUCGGCCUUCAAUGAAAGAUGUAGUGGGGAUGCUGACUGGAGACGUAGUGUCCCCUCAGCUACCGGUUGAAUUUUCACCUUCCCCUCCUUCUCGCUACCCGUUUAAGUCUCACAAGAAGGUCCGGUGAGUGGCGGUUUCUCAUAACAAGUUGUAGAUUGUCUGAUUUAUGUAAAGAAAAGAAACUAUCAAAUUUAAGAAUGCAUCUCGAGCUCUGAUUACAUAUACUUUGUGGUUGCUGCAUUUCACAUGUUGGGAUAGUGUUUCAGUUGUAGUUAUUUUGUGACUGGUAACUUCAAUUUGACCUCUGUAUUUGCAGUUCCAACAAAUGCUAAUAGAUAUUGGAUACCAUUUCAGUUUCUUAAUUA